This is a messenger RNA of Oryza brachyantha (malo sina), 1867 nucleotides long. RefSeq names its product zinc-finger homeodomain protein 10-like. Gene Ontology annotation, cellular component: nucleus. The coding region runs from base 157 to 1281 and encodes 374 amino acids. The record is from RefSeq and is a predicted model, not a curated record. Gene Ontology annotation, biological process: regulation of DNA-templated transcription; regulation of developmental process. Lineage: Eukaryota; Viridiplantae; Streptophyta; Magnoliopsida; Poales; Poaceae. Gene Ontology annotation, molecular function: transcription cis-regulatory region binding; DNA-binding transcription factor activity. The transcript has a single exon.
UCGCUCGUUCUCUCUAGCUCGGUUUAUUCUUAUCUCCUCAGCCUGUAGUUUUGCUCUCUCUGUCCGUCCUUUCCCCCCAUGGAUAAAACCGGCGCGCUCCCGCGGUGAUCUCCUCUCGAUCGCUGCUGCUGCUGCGGACUGUGCCUCCGGGUGAGCAUGGAGGCCGUCGUCGGGGUCAAGUACAGGCCGGUGGUGUUCCCCAACGGCGGCGCGGCGGCGGUGGGGAGGAGUAAGGCGAGGGCGGGGAUUGGAGGAGGUGAGGGGGUGGGGGUGUAUAGGGAGUGUUUGAAGAACCAUGCGGCGAGCUUGGGCGGGCACGCGGUUGAUGGGUGCGGGGAGUUCAUGCCGUCGCCGGCGGCGGAUGCUGCUGACCCGUGCUCGCUCAAGUGCGCCGCGUGUGGGUGCCACCGGAACUUCCAUCGCCGGCUGCCCGAGGCGCCGCCGUCCCCGCCUCUCCUCGCGCUUCCGCCGCCGCCGCCGCAGCAGCAGCAGCUGAACGCUGCGGCGGUGGCGGUGGCGGCGCCGGCACCACCGCAGCUGUUGCAUGGGAGCCACCGGCGUGGGGAGGAGACGCCGGUGGUCGAACGCAUGGCGCACGGCGCCGGGCGGCACCACCACGAGGACGACGACGACGACGAUGACUCGGAGGACUCCGACGAGAUGUCCGACUACGACGACGACCGCCCCACCUCGCCGAUGCCGGCCCCUCCGGUGGUGCUGCAGGCUCCGGGCUACCUCCCCUCCGCGACGCACAUGCUGCUGUCGCUGAGCACCGGCGCCCCGGGCUCCGCCCCAGGCAUGGCGGCCAGGCACCCCACCGCCAUGGGCCCUCCCGCACCAUGUUCGGCAUCGCCAUCGGCGUCGGCGUCGGCUUCCGCGGCGCGGAAGCGGUUCCGCACGAAGUUCAGCCCGGAGCAGAAGCAGCAGAUGCAGGCGCUGUCGGAGCGUCUCGGGUGGCGGCUGCAGAAGCGCGACGAGGCCAUCGUCGAGGACAGCUGCCGCGAGAUCGGCGUCGGCAAGGGCGUCUUCAAGGUCUGGAUGCACAACAACAAGCACAACUUCCUCGGCGGCCACAGCGCGCGCCGCUCCGCCUCCGCCUCCGCCGCCGCCGCCGCCUCCCCCGUUCUCCACCCAGCCCCCCACCCUGCCCCGGCGCCACACGCCCCACCACCAGUCCACACUGACUUCAACAUCAACGGCUCUUCCACUCACUCCGCCGUCGCCGCCGCCGCCGGCGACCACGCCGCGACGGCGAGUGGCGGCUCGCCGCAGUCAUCUUAAUCAAAGACUAGCACAAUCAAAUCAAGGUUGUUUCUUUUUUGUAGCCUUUCGUGUCUAAUUAACCAACCCUAAUGACCCACGUCAACCUACUGUAGCAAGUAGUAGUAGUAGCAAAUUAGCAAUGCUGCUAAUUAAGAAAGGAGGAAGCUUUUCCUCUAACGGUGAGGCCCAAGCAAGAUUAUAUUCAUAAAAAUGUGGCCUUUUUUUUGGGAUCAGAUGACAAAUUAUCAAUGGAAGAUGCAGGAUCAGAAGUAGUACCACUAAGUACAGUGAUUACUAGGAGUAGCUUAAUUUGUUCUUGAGCUAAUCUGUGUGCUCAUGGAUGUUGUGCUAGUCAGAGUCCUAGGUGGGGUAGUGUUCUAGGAUCUCAUGCCGUCCUUGAAUGAAUAUAUAAAAAAAUUGGCGGCUUCUCUGCUCUGUGCCUGCCUAAUCACUGUUUGCAUAAUUACUUUUUGGAUAUGUACUGUUCUUUAUCUGUGUGUAAUGACUGUUUGGUGAUGGAGGAUGAGUUCCUUUUGGAUGUUGAGGUCAAAUUCAAUUGUUUCAUCAGAUCUUGUAGUGUUGUCAUAGUCAAUGAGACAUGCUU